CAAAAAGCAAUAAUUUAGCUCUGCCUUUUUUCUUGUAAUUGGGUUUGAGAAUUGACAUUACUUUGAAGGCUCUGUAAUGAAAUGAAACGUAUUAAUUGAAGCCCACUAUUAUUACAAGUGUUUAGAACUGGCAAGAAAGAGAGAAGAUAAAAAAAAAGGCAGUGUCUUUCACCAUGUCUGAAUUCAUGCCCACUCCUUUUGUCCUCUUUCACUAGAGCAAAAUCUGUUUUGAACCCAACAGCCCAAAGGUGAGAACAAGUUUCCUGGAGACAAAAACUACCUUUGUCUUGCAUGUAUUUACAUGCCCAUCUUUCACUUUUAAUUUGUGCAUCAAAAUGGUCCCCUAACCCACCCACCCCAUCUCUCUAGAAAUCCUUUAAUCAGAAGCCUAGAUACCUAUAUCCAACAAUAAAUCUCCCAACUGUUUACCCAUUGAUUAAACUAGCAUCCCUUUUGCAUUGCAUUGGUUUUCUCAUAUAUACAGUGAUACUAAUCCGAUCAAGAAGUCGGGUUAUAGCAACUUGGUUGAUUCGGAGAAGGUGGUGAUGCAGAUGGGGAAUUUGUUGUUUCCUUGAAGCCCCAUUGUUCGUGUUUUCUUGGUUGCUGCUUUUGUGCGAUUUUUAUCAUCAACAAGCCAUGAAAAAGAUCGAGUCUUUGAGUUUCCCGAUUGUUAUUGUUUGGCUUCUUCAUUCCACUGUGCCGUGCAUUGGACAAGAUGAGAGCUUAGGUUCUCCGAUGAAGAGAGCCGAGCAAGAAGCUUUGUAUAAUACUCUUCAAGAUUUCGUCGGGAAAUGGUGGAAUGGUUCUGAUCUUUAUCCAGAUCCCUGCGGUUGGACCCCCAUUCAGGGAGUUUCUUGUGAUUUGUAUGAUGGAUUUUGGUACGUGACCGAUUUGAGCAUUGGACCUGUUCAUGACAACUCUUUAACUUGUGGUGAAGAUGUGGAUUUCAGCCCCCAUUUGUUUGCACUAAGGCAUUUAAAAUCACUAUCCUUCAUCAAUUGCUUUGUCACGCCGCGCCGCCGCGCCGUCUCCAUCCCCACUGGGAAUUGGGCCGGAACUUUGACCUCGAUCGAGUUCCGGUCCAAUUCCGGCCUUACCGGAGCGGUUCCCGACGUUUUUGGCGGGCUCAGAAAUCUCCAAUCUUUAGUGAUAACGGAAAAUGGCCUAAUGGGGCAGCUGCCUGAGAGCAUUGGCAAUUUGGUGGAGUUGAGGCGUUUGAAUGUUGCCGGGAAUUCCUUCACGGGCAGGGUCCCGGGCAGCAUCGGAGGGCUUAACCGGCUCUUGAUUCUCGAUAUGAGCGGGAAUUCGCUCUCGGGCACCCUGCCCGCCACUCUGGGAAGGCUGACCGCCCUAUUAAAGCUUGAUUUGAGUUGUAAUCAAUUAGAGGGCGAGAUUCCAAUAGAGAUUCGAAAUCUCAAGAAUCUCACCCUUUUAGACCUAAGUGACAACAGACUUAGCGGUGGAUUGGGUGAUUCGAUUGAAGAAUUGAGCUCAUUGCAAGAAUUAGUCCUCUCAAACAAUCCCAUUGGUGGAAACAUAAUGGGCAUUGGAUGGCAAAAAUUGAGGUGUAUUACUGCUUUGGAGCUGUCCAAUAUGAGCUUGACAGGUGGCAUCCCUGAAUCUCUUACACAUUUGAAAAGUCUAAGGUAUCUGGGGCUCAAUGACAACAAGCUAACAGGGGAUAUACCCUCAGAGAUUGCAGCUUUACCUAAUGUUAGUGCAAUCUAUCUCCACGGCAACAAUCUCACCGGCGAGCUUAAUUUCUCGGAGCUCUUCUAUGGCCGGAUGGGGCGGCGGUUCGGGGUAUGGGGAAACCCCAACCUCUGCUAUCAAGUCGAGCUCGAGUCAGCUAGCAACGCUCCCUUUGGAGUCAAACCGUGUCCACAUCAAUUGAUCAAGUAUCUGGAUUCCAACAGAAAUUGGACCCAUCAUCCCUCAUCAUCAAUGGCUUCUUUCGGAUUCAAAAUGUUUGGUGUUAGUGGAUUAGUUUUGGUAGUUGAGGCGUUCUUGGUUUUAGCUUGGCAACAUUUUUAAAAUUGCCCAAAUUCCACGUUGUAUAUGUAAUGGUAACUAGGGAAUCAAGUUAAUUUUAAAACUCAUUAUAAUUCCAACAA
This is a messenger RNA of Salvia miltiorrhiza (redroot sage), 2114 nucleotides long. Its product is annotated as piriformospora indica-insensitive protein 2-like. The transcript has 3 exons. The record is from RefSeq and is a predicted model, not a curated record. Bases 637 to 2034 code for a protein of 465 amino acids. Lineage: Eukaryota; Viridiplantae; Streptophyta; Magnoliopsida; Lamiales; Lamiaceae. Gene Ontology annotation, molecular function: protein binding.